AUGAAUACCGAAUUAUCAAUUAAAAUUUUACACGAUCAACAAAAGAAUUUAUUACCAAGAGGUUUCAACAAAGGAGAAGAUUACACAAGUAGAUAUCAAGUCAAUUAUGAAGAGAAUAAGAAACGAUGUGUCAGUUGUUCUCCCAAAAAUUGUUGUAAAAGAAGAAAAGUUGCAACCAACGAUUUUUCAAAUCCUGCUGAAAAAUGCUUUGAUGCUAGAAACCUGGUUUCAGUCGGUAACUUGAAGUCAGGUAGGAUGACAAGCCUGUUGAAAUACCAUUAUAAAGAAAGGCCAACAAAAAGAGUCUCCUGGAGUGACGAGAUUAUUUGGGAAGAACCUGAUAAUUAUGUUGAAACCCCAGAAGCCAACUCCAUUCAUAUAUCCUUAUAUGAAUCAACUUUUAUGCUUCACGCUGGUAAACGUGUUUGCUUUUAG
Molecule: messenger RNA, 435 nt
Organism: Yamadazyma jaroonii
Lineage: Eukaryota; Fungi; Ascomycota; Pichiomycetes; Serinales; Debaryomycetaceae
Source: the annotation of a GenBank genome assembly